AUGGAGGGGACAGGAUGUGGCUUGCUGCUGCUGCUGCUGCUGCUGGGGCGCUGCGCUGCCAUCUACUCCCAAGGCACAGAUAUGGCUGGCGUCAUCGGGUUGAGCCAGCCCUGGCCGAUGCGGUUCACCGAAAGAAGGCGACUGUCGUCGGGUAGCUGCAUCAUGCUGACCUUGUCCCAAAAGGAGCCGCCACUUGCUGGAGGUGUCGUUGUCUCGGCAGCUGAACCCCUGCGAGGCGAGCCAGCCAGAUGGCAGAGGUUGGCGGACAGGAGUGUCAACUUCUCAAGAAUAGCCGUCAUGCAAAUAGGCAGCGAAGAAGGGAUAUCUAUGUCUGCGGGUUUGACAGACUCGCCGGGCUGCUUGAUAACACGCCCUCUGAUAUUACAGGAGAGACAUGCGUCCGUCGGAAGCUGA
Messenger RNA from Colletotrichum paranaense, 414 nucleotides. RefSeq lists its product as uncharacterized. Lineage: Eukaryota; Fungi; Ascomycota; Sordariomycetes; Glomerellales; Glomerellaceae. The record is from RefSeq and is a predicted model, not a curated record. The transcript has 2 exons. Bases 1 to 414 code for a protein of 137 amino acids.